Molecule: messenger RNA, 597 nt
Organism: Camellia sinensis
Lineage: Eukaryota; Viridiplantae; Streptophyta; Magnoliopsida; Ericales; Theaceae
Source: RefSeq, a predicted model, not a curated record
AUGAAGAACCAAAGGAAUAGCAGAGAAAUUCUUUGGUUUGGCGGAGAAUUUAGUUUCUUCGACAGCUAUGAUUUCUGGAGUGGACAAUGGAUUGAUGGGUUUAAUCUCUUCAUUGAAAUGAGGAGGGCAGGGGUUGAUAUUGUAGACCCUUUUAUUCUUUCAAGCAUUGUUGGAGCCUCAACUAAUUUAGCAGCAUUGGAGCUUGGAGAACAGAUCCAUUGCUUAGUUUUAUCUCUUGGUUAUGAAUAUAGUUUAUUUGUUAGUAAUGCACUUGUUGAUAUGGAUGCUAAAUGUAGUGACAUACUAGCAACGAAGACUAUUUUUGAUACUAUGUGUCGAAGAGAUAUAGUUUCUUGGACUUCAAUUAUAGUUGGGAUGGCCCAGCAUGGACGAGCAAACGAAUCAUUGUCUCUGCAUGAUAAGUAUUAUGGAGAUCCAGGUAGAUUUCGGCAAAUCAUCACAAAUCUCAUGGAUAAUUCAAUCAAGAAGAUCAUGAUGUUAGAUGUUGAUGUUGAUGUUGCUGACGCAUGCCAUGACCUCAUUCUACUUGGAAUCAACAUUUCGAAGUCAAUGAAGCUUGAGACCCAAACUUUGUGA